Messenger RNA from Ornithodoros turicata, 1145 nucleotides. RefSeq names its product zinc finger FYVE domain-containing protein 21-like. The coding region runs from base 88 to 747 and encodes 219 amino acids. The transcript has 6 exons. NCBI's taxonomy places the organism in Eukaryota, Metazoa, Arthropoda, Arachnida, Ixodida, Argasidae. The record is from RefSeq and is a predicted model, not a curated record. Gene Ontology annotation, molecular function: metal ion binding.
UGACCUGUACAGAUGUUCUCCAUGUUGGCGUGAUGUAACGUGAGUUACGGGACAACAACUUCGUUUGUGAUAUACUCCCACACAGUGAUGGCUGCUGGCCAGACGAAAAGACUGUUGAAAUCUAAAAGCGGGCUUCGAAUUGUCCCGACUAAGGACUGCGAUGGAAGCCCUUUUGAGUUAGCAGAGCCGCCUUGGGCACUUGAUCAGGAAUCGUCGCACUGUGUCCAGUGCCAUCACAAGUUCGACUUCCUCACUCGAAGGCACCAUUGCCGCCGUUGUGGAUAUGUAUAUUGCGGAAUUUGCUGCGGACAACGGUUGCCACUGCAGCGCAUGUGCUUCGUCGACCCCGUACGUGUGUGCCAGAACUGUCAGCCAGCUACCUUGCGCGAGAACGACUUCUACGACAGACACCUGCACGUACUGUUACGAGGCGCGAAAUUCAUGGCAUCACAGCAGGACAGUUCCAGCAGCAUGCCCUGCACCUGCAAGCUCACCAGUAGCCACAGGUUGAUUGAGGUGAAGGGUUCGGAUGUACUGGACGUACCUGUGUUGAGCGUCAACUCGUUUCAUAUGUUGAGAGGCUCCCCCGGUGACACCAACAGCAGCCUUAAUGGUGUGGUGCUCGACUACGGGUCCAAUGCGAUGCUGCAGCUCGAGGUUAUCCCUGGCAAUGAUGCUACCUGUGCUGUCCAGUGGCUGGUUGCUCUUUAUAAGGCCCUCAAGAUGAUCAGUGAUACCCAUGCCUGAGAACUUGCAGCAUUACCUCAUGACGUGCUUUUAUGGCACAGUGAAGCACGGAUGGAACGUCUACCACACUUACAACUUUAUCAGCAACAAUUGUAAUCGACUCACUGUACUCAUCAGUUUAUCGAUGGCUCUAUUUUGACGAAGCAAACUCUCAAUUCCCAUGUGGUAAUGCAGGCGAGCUUCCAUUGUAUGUGCUUUCAUUACCAAUUGGGUGAAAGUAUGAUAUAUGCAAAUCAAAGUAUGGAUCUGUGCCUUAGAGAUGAUAACCUGAUUUUUUAAUACUGUAUGAAUGUGAUUUUGUAUACCUGAAUCUUGAUAGCAUGAUCUGUAUUUACAUCAAUCAAUCAACUGAAUAAUGCACUGUUACCCUGUGAACAUAAUAAAAUACAUUGUUGUUA